This is a messenger RNA of Solea solea (common sole), 833 nucleotides long. RefSeq lists its product as uncharacterized. NCBI's taxonomy places the organism in Eukaryota, Metazoa, Chordata, Actinopteri, Pleuronectiformes, Soleidae. Bases 89 to 775 code for a protein of 228 amino acids. The record is from RefSeq and is a predicted model, not a curated record. The transcript is spliced from 5 exons.
CUUGCCAGCAGGCAAAUCACUUUCUUCUGUAUGGAUGUGACCUGCAAGUAUUGGCCCUACCUCCAAAAAGCUCCAGCCCCUCCUCAGCAUGAAGCCGUUCCUGUCUGUAUUUCAUGCCAAAGCUCAUGAUUUCAAAUGCGAGGUCAAAUGGAGUGGGGCAUAUCAGGAAGGGGCUGGCCUAACACUAGGCGAGGAGGUUGAGCAGUGCAAUGCCUUCCUCUCUAGGAUUGCAGUGACCACAAAGCACAUGUCAAAAGCUGGACGCACAGACAUGCUGACUCUCUUGGCCAUGCGCUGGAAUCAGCAAAAGUUGGACAAUUUGGCCACCUCACUGUCUCACAGAUAUCACAAGACCAUAAAAUCUCUACAAAGCAAGCAACAGAAUGUUGAGUCCAUGAAAGCUCAGUUGGCAGUGACAGAGAGCCAUUUGGAAGACUGGGUCAGUGAUGUCAAAGAGUGGGCAGAAGCAACAACAAACACAAGCACAAAUGAUGUGGAUGCCUUGGCCAGUAGAAUCGAGGUGCUGGUGACCAGUAUAAAGAGACGCUCACAGCGUCUUUAUAAAGAUACUGACGGCAACAAAGGUCGUGCCAGGAUCCGCCGCAAAAUCAGGGAGGAGAAGGGGAUCCUGACCUCUGUUGUGGAGAAAUACAACAAAAUAGUUCCAAGCACAGAAAGUCUUUGCAUGGAAACCAUUGUGUCUGGCGAGACAGCUUGGCCAUGGCAGCUACCACACAGUGGUAUGUACACUACUACUUUGAACAAAUCGGACUGAUAAUGACACACAAACACAGAACCAGUACCCUCAAAUGAGGAUCUGUUACCCUACAGGA